Molecule: messenger RNA, 1338 nt
Organism: Erythranthe guttata (spotted monkey flower)
Lineage: Eukaryota; Viridiplantae; Streptophyta; Magnoliopsida; Lamiales; Phrymaceae
Source: RefSeq, a predicted model, not a curated record
UAGAUAUUUCUCCAAUUGUAACCACAUAAUAACUCAAAAAGUCCUAUAUAACCCCCACCAAGGUACAAUCCUCAAAACACAACACAAAAAAACUUCCAAGUCUCAUUACAAUACAAUUUGUUUGUGUGUGUGUCUUAAAAUACAUGGCUUGGUUUGGCGCCAACAAAACCAAAGCUUAUCAAACCUAUCCCGAACCGGGCUACGGUGGGAUUGGUUAUCCGGACUACGACAUAGUCGGCUUCUCCGCAACCCAAAACUCGCAGAGCUAUGUGGCCACAACCGAACAAGUUGUUGAGUUUAAGCGCUUUCCUUCGUUUGGAGAUCAUCCCAAACAUAGCCCAACAAGAAAAGACUUGUACCACGAAACAUGGGAUAAGCCCAUGACAGGUCCGUAUGGGCCGGCCCGUGAUAAGCCUGAGAAAGCCCGUGAUUUCUCUCCCAAGUUCGGCAAUAAUCCAAUGAUCCACCAACAAAACAAGGGUUCACCAAAGAAUACACAUGAUCACUAUGGUAAGUAUAACAACUUUAGUGACGAUGAUGAUGAUUAUGAUGAUGAUUAUGAUGGUAUAACGAAGAACAACAACAAUGACUAUAAUGCCCCUCCUCCUUCUUACACCCGAUACCAUGAAACACCAAACCCUAGUUACAGUAGCUAUUCGCCACCUUCUUCCUACACCGUUCCUCUCAAUACACCACCACCACCACCACCACCACCACCAACAACAAAAGAUCAUAACACAUAUAACUAUGAAAAGUCCAACAACUACGAUAGGCUCUUUUUGAACAAUCCACCACCACCAGUCAAAACGAGAACUGACACGGGCCGGGCCCGCGAGUUCGCUACUGAAAGCCCGAAAAACUCCCCAGUCUCAUCGGCCAAGGCAAAGCAGACACAAUUCAUGGUGGCGUCGCCGAAGAAGUAUGAUAUCCAUCAGGGCUAUCAGGAAACCAUCGACAGCGCAGAGGCCCGGAGGAGAUACGGGAGGGGGCCUCAACGGGCCGGGUCCCGUUUGGAGGAGAAGUACAUUGUGACCAUUGACAGCAGAGAGGCUGCUAGAAAGUACAAUGGUGUCUUUGUGCCUAAUUGAUGAGAAAAUGAAACUAACUAAAUUAAUUAUGAACUAAUUACGUACCCCCAUGCAUGCAUAAUAUUAAUUAAUAUCGACUAUAUGUGUGUCUAUGUUAUUUCUUGAUGUUUGAAGCUUGUUGUAAGAAGGUUGUUGUACUGAAGUAAGUUACAUAAACAGCUUGAGACAAGUGAUGUCAAGAAUGUAUCCUUAUUUAUAUUACAAAAAAAAAUGUCUAUAUAUGAGAAAUAUGAGUGCUUUAUUUUUCCUU